CUCGCGCACUCUCUCUUUCUUUGUGCUGGUCCACAUUUCCCUCAUCUGUACAUAUCAUACAUCAAGUCAUACAACACAAUGCGCUCAAACACCUUCACUGUCCUUUUCACUUUGCUCGUCGCCUUCGGUGCCUUCUUGAUCGAUGCCCGUAAAACAGAAUCUGAUGCCGCUGUGCGCCGUCAAGCCAACCGUGUCGACAAACGCAACUCUUACUCAGGCCAAGCUACAUGGUUCAUUCCAUCGAUCCACGGUGGCUCCAUGGGUGCCUGCUGGGAAUAUGAAGCUGAUGAUGAAUAUGUUGUUGCUAUGAACUCAGUGCAAUAUGGCGAUAUGACAAAGCAGAGCGGCUGGUGCUUCAAGAAGGUUCGAGUCUACCACCAAGGCAAACACGUUGAUGCUGUUGUCAAGGACGCUUGCCCCGAGUGCAAGUAUGGCGAUUUGGACUUGACCCCUCCCGUAUUCAAGGCCCUUGGUGAUUUGGAUACCGGUAUCCUCGAUAUUACCUGGCAUGAAAUCUAAAUAAAGCAAUCUAUGGUGCAG
Messenger RNA from Zychaea mexicana, 540 nucleotides. Its product is annotated as RlpA-like double-psi beta-barrel-protein domain-containing protein-containing protein. The record is from RefSeq and is a predicted model, not a curated record. The transcript is spliced from 2 exons. NCBI's taxonomy places the organism in Eukaryota, Fungi, Mucoromycota, Mucoromycetes, Mucorales, Lichtheimiaceae. The coding region runs from base 79 to 519 and encodes 146 amino acids.